Triticum dicoccoides is the source of this 1759-nucleotide messenger RNA. RefSeq names its product suppressor protein SRP40-like. Lineage: Eukaryota; Viridiplantae; Streptophyta; Magnoliopsida; Poales; Poaceae. The transcript has 7 exons. The record is from RefSeq and is a predicted model, not a curated record. Gene Ontology annotation, molecular function: protein binding. Gene Ontology annotation, cellular component: nucleolus. Bases 7 to 1503 code for a protein of 498 amino acids.
UCUUUGAUGCUCUUCGUCCCGCGCCAGGUAGCACUCGCCUCCCUACCCUCCGCCCCCGCCGCUGCCGCCGCCGCCGCCAUGGCCAAGGAGGAGGCCAAGAAGGAGAAGAAGAGCAAGAGCAAGGGGGCCGCCACCAAGGCCUCCCCCGGCCCCGACGCGCGGGUCCUCGCCGCCGUCGCCGCCUUCCUCGAGUCCAGCGGCCUCCCCCGCACGCUCGCCGCCCUCCUGUCCGAGGCCAACCUCGAGGGAGAUGCUUGGAGGUCGUCGCCGGUGAACCUGGAGGACGUGGUCUCCAAGUUGUUGGAAUCAAGCACUUCUGCUCCAGGAGCUGACAUUACCGCGAGCAAUGAGCAAGAGAAAACAGAUGAUGCCGUAGCAGAAGAGAAAGGCGUGGGCAAGAAAAAGAAGAACAAGAAAGGCGGUGCCGAAGCUCACGAGUCCGAGAGUAAGGCAAGUGAGCCCUCUGCCCCUGAAAAGCCCAGCGAGAAGGCGGAUGAUGAGACCAAAGAAAAGAAACGGAAGAAGAAGAAGGAUAGCUCAUCGGUGGGGGAUGAUGGCGAGGCAAAUGCAGUACUGAAGACUGAUGAUCAGAAGACUGAUGGCAAGAAAAAGAAAAGCAAGAAACAGGAGAAUGAUGAGGAUGUUGAAGCUAGGCUGGAAAAGGUGGAAUUAGCAGUAAAAGCCAAGUUUGAGGCGGCUGGGAAACUCAAGGAUCAUGACAAGAAAUCUGGAGAGGAUGAACCUAAGACUCAGAAUGACGAGGCUAAUGAGAACGGUUUGAGUGAUGGUGCUCCUCUGGAUAAGGGGAAGAAAAAGAAGAAGAGUAAAUCAACUUCAGAGACCUCAGAUAAGAUUGAUGCAGGAACUGCACCUGCCGAGGCAGAGGUGAAAUCUAAUGGUUCCAGUGAAAAUAAUAAUGCUGUGGGAGAAGGGAAAGAUGUCAAUGAGAAGAAAAAUAAAAAGAAGAAAAAGAAGUCAGGUUCUGAAGAAAAUGUUCAGGUAGAAGAUAAACAAGUUGCAGGAAAAGAUUCAGCUCCCAAACCAGAUGAUGAAAACAAGACUGCCAUGGACAUUGAGAACGGACAAGAUGGAAAGGCUUCAGCUGAUGAUGCAGUUGUUAGCAAGAAGAGGAAACUGGAAGAAGUUGAAGGAAGCAAACCCCCUGCCAAAGAAGAUAUCACUGCCACCGAAGAUGAUGUGAAGGAGCCCAGCACUGCAUCGAAAUCAAAUAAACGGCAGAAACUUUCUGAGCCUAAAAUUGCAUUCCAACGGGUAAAGACUGAAGAUAUUAAAUUUGCUGAUGAAAGACUACAAGAUAAUUCAUAUUGGGCCAAGGGUGGCGCCGACUCUGGGUACGGUGCAAAGGCACAGGAAAUUCUUGGACAAGUUAGAGGAAGGGAUUUUAGGCACGAGAAGACCAAGAAGAAGCGCGGAACCUACAAGGGUGGGUUCAUUGAUCUACAAACCCACUCGAUUAAGUUUAACAAUUCAGAUGACGAGUAAUCGCGUCAUUUGUUCGAGCCGUGCGACAUUUCCCAUUCUUGCCCUCGUUACUCGGUCAGUCUUGCUGAACGGAAGAAGUGAAGGCAUGCCUGCUUUGCAGAGAAGAAGCAAAAACAUUGAAUUGUUGUAUCCUGCCCUUUUUGUUAUGCUGCAUGCUCUGUUAAGUCAUCAGAAUUUUGUAAUGGACUCGGUGAGACGUACAUUUUGGCUAUCCCAAUGGGAAAUGAAAUAUUACUACAUAGUAAGUAUCGUUUUA